AUGAAGGUGAUUUAUAUAUCCAAGACCAGUUAUCAAAAUUCUUUGAAAGAAAGUGUUAAAACUGCCAGUCCUUGGUCCAAAGAGGAAAUGGACUGUGAAACUCAUUUUAAAGACACAACAACAAGAACUCUAGAAGGUCGUUUUGUUGUAUCGAUUCCAUUGAAAGCAAGUCCAAAAAUAUUAGGUGAAUCGCUUGAGCAAAAAUUCUCAAAAAAAUACCAAUUCUCAAGAAUGUACAAGAAUUUUAUCCUCGAAUAUGAAAAGCUCAAUCAUAUGCAAAACAUAGGAGAGGUAUCUGAAGUAAAUCAUGAGGAUGCCUAUUAUUUACCGCACCAUGGAAUUCUACGUAUGCAUAGCGCAGCAACUAAAUUAAGGACAGUUUUUGACGCCUCGGAGGGAUCUACAAGUGGAGUUUCUUUUAAUAAACUUCAGCUAAAAGGACCGGUAAUUCAAGAUGAUUUAGUGUCAAUAUUAUUACGCUUUAGACAAUAUAAAUAUGUUGUUACCGCGGACAUUGAAAAAAUGUACCGUCAGGUCUUGGUGUCAAAAGAUCAGCAUGAAAUGCAAAGAAUUCUAUAG
This is a messenger RNA of Diorhabda sublineata, 579 nucleotides long. RefSeq lists its product as uncharacterized. Bases 1 to 579 code for a protein of 192 amino acids. The transcript has a single exon. NCBI's taxonomy places the organism in Eukaryota, Metazoa, Arthropoda, Insecta, Coleoptera, Chrysomelidae. The record is from RefSeq and is a predicted model, not a curated record.